AUGACCACCUUUAGGAAAGCCUUCUUCGCCGCGCUCGUCAAGAGCCUGCUUCGCGGCAAGUCUCUGAUCCAGGCCAUCCUCGCCUUCUGGACCCAUCCCGCUGGCUCCAAGGAUCACGUCGCGCCGCAAAAGAGCCUGCAGGACUUCCUUAAGGAGGCCGAAGCAGCUCUGCUCGGGCCCGUCAGCGGUGAUGGCCUCGUCAAGCUUUCCGGUGAUCUGCGCAAACAGUUCUUCGAUGCUCUCCAGACGGAUGGAGAGUCCAUGCUGCCCUCCUACAGCCAUCAGCUGCCCACCGGCCAAGAGCAUGGUCAAUAUCUUGCCCUCGAUGUCGGCGGCUCUACUCUCCGCGUCGCCCUGGUAAAGCUGUCGGGUCGCUCGUCUGGCGCCAACAGUGACGGCGACAUUGUCAGCAUGCGGAGCUUCAAAAUCACCAGAGAUAUCAAGAACCUCGAAGGCAUGGCUUUCUUCAACUGGAUGGCCGCUAGAAUAAAGGAAACCCUGUCUUCCAGCCUUAAGCAGGACACUCAUACGGAGAAGCCGAUUCCUGUGGCUCUUGCUUGGAGUUUUCCUAUCGAGCAAACUUCACUGGGUGGUGGCAAGUUUGGACGAAUGGGCAAGGGAUUCCUCGCCGAUGUUGGUCUUCUGGGACAAGAUCUGGGCGACAUUAUCAAAAAGGCGAGCGAGAACGAGGGACUCAACGUCGAGCUGCAGGCUAUACUCAACGACUCGAGCGCGUGCCUGCUGUCUCGCGCCUACUCUCACCCUUCAACUCGCUUCGGUCUCAUUCUCGGCACUGGCGUCAACAUUGCCGCCUACAUGCCUGUCUCCACCAUGGAUCGUGCCAAGUUUGGCGUCCGUCCUACCGGCUGGUUCGACGAGGCCAGCCACGUCAUUGUCAACACCGAGCUCGGCAUGUUUGGCACCGAUAUCCUUCCCUUGACCCGAUGGGACAAGAUUCUCCUCAAGGAUCACCCCCGACCCGACUUCCAGCCUCUGGAGUACCUAGUGAGCGGCAUGUAUCUCGGCGAGAUUGUCCGCAUCGCUAUUGUCGAGGCCGUUGCGUCGACGGGCCUUCUCGGAGGCGUCCUGCCCGAGUCGCUCACCACUAAUUACGCCCUGGGAACUGACACGAUCUCCAUGAUCGGAAGUGAUUCGACAUCAGAUCUCACUGACGCCAUCAAACUGUUUUCUGAGCGCCACCCCUCCACGCAUGUCCCCACCACCUCUGACAUGGCCGCCAUCAAGGCGCUCGCUACCUUUGUCUCCGUUCGUUCCAGCGCUCUCGUUGCCACAUGCCUCUACACCCUCUGGGAUGCCCGCCUCGAGGGCGAGCGAGACCUUGUCCAGACGCUAUCUGCAGACUCUUCUCUGCGCAAGCGUGUCGAGGAGGACAUUGAGCUGGAGAAGACGACCGUCUCCUUCAACGGCAGCGUCAUUGAAAACUUCCCCGGCUAUCUCGAGAGCUGCCAGCGCUACGUGACCGAGCUGCUGCAGAGCAAUGGAUAUGCCAAGACCCGAAGCAUCGAGCUCGUUCCCGCCAAGGAGAGCUCGCUCAUUGGAGCUGCCGUCACUCUAGCAUGCAUCAACCCAGAGGCAUAG
Molecule: messenger RNA, 1599 nt
Organism: Akanthomyces muscarius
Lineage: Eukaryota; Fungi; Ascomycota; Sordariomycetes; Hypocreales; Cordycipitaceae
Exons: 3
Coding region: 1-1599 (532 amino acids)
Biological process (GO): glucose 6-phosphate metabolic process; intracellular glucose homeostasis; glycolytic process
Cellular component (GO): mitochondrion; cytosol
Molecular function (GO): mannokinase activity; D-glucose binding; glucokinase activity
Source: RefSeq, a predicted model, not a curated record